AUGACAGCAAUUGCCAGGCGACAGGAAGCCAUUCCUAGGAAGCUCACGAAUCUUAAGGUCCACGACGAAAUAGCAGAAUUAAAACAAGAUCUGGAUUCGAUGAACCGGAACUUUGAAUUGAAAGGGUUGAUCAUCGCUCAUGACGCUGAGUUCGAUUCUUAUACAAAUAUACACGAUGAGUGCCUCCCAGGAACUCGGACAGAGGUACUUGAUGAGAUUGAAGAAUGGGCAACAGCGCCAGGCAAGAAGAUUAUCUCUUGCAUACAGGGCAUGACAGGCACUGGGAAAUCAACAAUUGCCAAAACUGUUACAGCCCGCUUCAAGAAGAAAGGGCAUCUCGGCGCAAGUUUCUUCAAAAGGGGAGACGAGGACCAAAGUGAGCUUCUUCCUCAUAUUCAAACGAUAAUUAACGAAGACCCUCGCAUUUCAGAUAAGACACUUACGGAGCAAUUUUCGGGUUUAUAUUGCAACCUCUUCGGAGACAGAGAUACAAUAAACCUUGUGGUGAUCGACGCCUUAGACGAAUGUGAAAGGGAUGAAGAUGUCAGAACUCUUCUUUGCCUUCUUCCACAAGUUCAACAGUCAAGCUCGGUUCAAAUACGGUUUCUCUUAACCGGUAGACCUGAAUUACAAAUUGAACAGGGCUUCCAGCAAGUUCCCCAUGACUUCCAGAAUGUUAUCCUCUACGAGAUUGCUGCACCUAUCAUCCGACGGGAUAUUUCUUUCUAUUUCGAGCACCAAUUCUCAAAAUUGAGAGAGGAAGAGGAGCAAAUUCUACCAGCCGAUUGGCCUGAUGAUAAGGCUUUGAAUAUUCUCGUCGAGAGAACGAUUCCGUUGUUCAUAUCAGCUGCAACCAUCUGUCGCUUCCUAAGAGAUAAAAACUGA
Molecule: messenger RNA, 885 nt
Organism: Penicillium angulare
Lineage: Eukaryota; Fungi; Ascomycota; Eurotiomycetes; Eurotiales; Aspergillaceae
Product: WD domain-containing protein
Exons: 3
Coding region: 1-885 (294 amino acids)
Source: RefSeq, a predicted model, not a curated record